Molecule: messenger RNA, 924 nt
Organism: Cantharellus anzutake
Lineage: Eukaryota; Fungi; Basidiomycota; Agaricomycetes; Cantharellales; Hydnaceae
Exons: 4
Coding region: 186-809 (207 amino acids)
Biological process (GO): cell surface receptor signaling pathway
Source: RefSeq, a predicted model, not a curated record
GCGCAAUAUGUACAUCAGUUAUAUCCCUCUAUUCUCCACCUGGGCUACGAGUGAAUUGAACCAACGUUCUAAGACGCGGGCCCUCUGUUCCCGGCGCCAGACUCAUCCCUUUCCCAUCUGCAAGUGACAGAUUAGUACGCAGAGAUCAUAAUAGUUCAGUUGGAUCACGUCCUGGGAGCCCUAGCAUGUCGGCUCUUCGGUUCUCCAGUGGUGCUGACCGGGGUUCGGAGCCUCGGGCACCUCCUGACAGCGCAAGCAUCGGCACGCAACAUGCACCUACAGAUAUCGAAUCAUCAGUUCCGGUUACUUUAUCUGCGUCAGCGGAAUCGGCACAUCGUUGGAUUGAUGACGAUCGGAAGAAAACCAUCAUCGGCGCCAUCAAACUCAUCCUUGAAACUGCAGUCGCUAAUCUCAAGUUUUCUUCCAUCGCAAAUCUCGAUCAGAUCCCAAGUAUGAUUCUGAGAUGGAUUCAAAUUUAUGAGAAUAUCAGCAGCAACGCCGAGGAUCUCAACUGGCUGUAUGAGGUGAUUCAGAAAACACACGACUCGGUGCUUGAGCCUCUCCGGAAGUGGACUGAAGAAGUCCCACCUGAGAUUAGGAGCUUAGUGCAGGAAAUUUGCGUGGCAUUGCAAGAACAAGUGGAAGGCAUCGAAUUGGUCCAAAAAGAAAAAGGCCAGACAAAGCGACUUCAAGCAUCCGAUAUGACGCAGCAAAUAACCAAUAUGAAGAAUUGCCUGAAUGAUGCUACUCAUCGAUAUGAGGUCGGCAUACUCGAGAGUUUCUUAUGGUCGGAUUCUGACUCACCAUAGCUGAGAUCACUAACUUUAAUUCUGCUUCGUACCGAGCAUACAUCAGUUCAAUCCGAGAUAUCCAAACUCAAGCGAGCCCCAGCCGAGCAUAUUCAUGUAGAAAGCAAAUCAGAGU